Boeremia exigua is the source of this 1550-nucleotide messenger RNA. RefSeq names its product methionine synthase-like protein. The transcript is spliced from 3 exons. The coding region runs from base 217 to 1437 and encodes 406 amino acids. Gene Ontology annotation, molecular function: zinc ion binding; 5-methyltetrahydropteroyltriglutamate-homocysteine S-methyltransferase activity. The record is from RefSeq and is a predicted model, not a curated record. Lineage: Eukaryota; Fungi; Ascomycota; Dothideomycetes; Pleosporales; Didymellaceae.
CACAUCCCACAGCGCCGUUGCGGUGUCGCCUUCCAAUCGAAGGUCUCCCUUCUCUUUACCCGAGUGCGGCACCCGAGCUCGAGCGUCAAGGCUGAAGCGCUCCACGGGCCAAGAUGAGCUUCGAUUCAGGGUGCAUCUGCGGGGCCUCCAGUCUAGAAGAGGGGCAUCUCACUUCUCCUCUUUUCUUACAUUUUUACACUGAAACUGCAAUUGAGAAUGUCGUCCCCUAAAAGUAGUCCACCUUUCCGCGCCGAGCAUGUCGGCUCUCUUCUCAGACCACAGGAGCUUGUUCAGAAGCGAUACGAUGUAGCUGCUGGCAGAGCGCAGGCCGACGAGCUGGCUCCUUUGGAGAAGAAGGCAGUCGCAGAGGUCGUGAAGUUCCAGCAAGAUUGUGGCCUGAAGGUUGUCUCCAGCGGAGAGUACACCAGGCACAUGUUCUGGGGCACUUUCUUCGAGACCCUGAACGGUAUGAAGGAGCUUCAGCUUGGUGUGCUGAAGGGCUACGAUGCUGGCAUUUUCCGUCCCUACGCACCUGAUGUCAAGUCCUUCAUGGAAGCCAAGGAGGUCCCCAACCACGUCACUGUCUGCGUCGACAAGAUCAGCCACCCUGGAAAGUCGAGCAACCAGUACGAGGUCGAUCUCAUGAAGAGCCUGCUCCCUGAGAGCGAGUGGAAGAACAUCAAGAUCACCCUGAUCUCCCCCAGCUGGUACCACUUCCGUUACCUGAAUGGACGCAGCUUCCCCAAGGAGGUGUAUGCAGGCGACGAGGAAUACUUCGAGGAUGUGGCGAAGGCAUACCAAGAGGAGCUCAAGAUCCUGCACUCGCAGGGGAUCAGGAACAUCCAGAUCGAUGACCCCAACCUCGCGUACUUCUGCUCGAAGGACAUGUUGGAGGGCUGGGCUGCCGACAAGGAAAACGACAAGACCGCCGAUGAGAUGUUCGAUUCAUACGUGAAGUUCUACAACAAGUGUUUUGAGCGCCCCGCGGAUAUGCAUCUCGGCAUCCAUCUGUGCAGAGGCAACUACGUAGGCAGCCGUCACUUCUCAGAAGGCGCCUACGACAACAUCGCCAAAAAGCUGUUCCAGGAUCUCGACGUCGACACAUACUACCUCGAGUACGACACACCCCGCGCCGGAGGCUUCGAGCCGCUCGCGCAUCUCCCCAAGAACAAGAACGUCGUUCUCGGUGUGAUCACAUCCAAGUUCCCCGAGCUCGAGAGCAAGGAGGACAUGAUUGCUCGCGUCAACCAGGCGGCGGACUGGAUUGCAAAGGGCACCGGCCAGUCGCACGAGGAUGCUCUCCAGCAGUGCUGUGUCAGCCCGCAGUGCGGAUUCGCGUCGCACGCGGAGGGCAACUCGCUGGGCUACGAGGACAUGCGGAAGAAGCUGCAGCUCGUGAGGAGCAUUGCUGAUGCCGUAUGGCCCGGUCAGCCGUAGAAGAUCUCCUCAGGAGCUUUGUAGAAUUAGCAUGAUCAAAAGCGGAAAUUUGCUUCUACAAUGUACCCUUCUCGUCGUUCUUUCUUGAACAUGUAUACCAGACCUGACAGUGU